Molecule: messenger RNA, 651 nt
Organism: Botrytis sinoallii
Lineage: Eukaryota; Fungi; Ascomycota; Leotiomycetes; Helotiales; Sclerotiniaceae
Exons: 2
Coding region: 1-651 (216 amino acids)
Source: RefSeq, a predicted model, not a curated record
AUGGCAGAAGUUACUGAAUCUCAUGAUCCUACCCCGACCGACACUGUCAUGGACGAUGGCAUCGAAUCUCAACUUCCCAUCUUACACAAUGAUCGUCGUAUCCACCUAGAACGUCUCGCAGUAUUUCUGGCAUUUAGAGAAGGUUCUGCGCAAACGGCGGAGGCAACAAGAAAGUCAUUCCACGGCAACAAAAAGGCAUUUGUCAACAGAAGGCGAGAAUUCUUCGAACAGUUGAUUAGCAAACCAGAGGUUUCAUCGCAGCUGCAACGAAUGAAAAAGAAGCGUGUCAUCGCAGCCGCCGAAUUUCUGUUCAGGACUGGUCAUCUCUCAUCAAAUUCGACAAUGAAUAAACGCUUUGCACAUCUCUCUGCAGAACAGAUCCGGAGUUUCGAGUGGAGGGCUUCUGUUUCUCUUCCUCCAUUGAAAAAGAGGAUAGUCGUAAUGGUGGAGUUGGAACCUCCUAUAUCAACGAGGACUAGAUCGAAUUGUGAGGGCUGUCGAAAAUCGAAGAUAGCUGGUGACGAAUCGAAACUCUCUGAUGAGAUGGAGAAAAUGUGUUUGUGUGCUGGGGGAUAUAAAUCCAAUUUGAAUGGAGAGAAUGGUGGCGCAGACUCGGCGAGAAAUGAUGAUGAUGAAAUGGAGAUGAACUAG